Microtus oregoni (creeping vole) is the source of this 1242-nucleotide messenger RNA. RefSeq names its product olfactory receptor 4Q3-like. Gene Ontology annotation, biological process: G protein-coupled receptor signaling pathway. Gene Ontology annotation, cellular component: membrane. The record is from RefSeq and is a predicted model, not a curated record. Gene Ontology annotation, molecular function: G protein-coupled receptor activity; olfactory receptor activity. NCBI's taxonomy places the organism in Eukaryota, Metazoa, Chordata, Mammalia, Rodentia, Cricetidae.
AUGUCUGGUGAUAAGCCACAGACUUAUGUGUCCCUAGGAGCAACAAUAAUAUAUUUUCCUAAAUGUGCUCUGGAACCUAUGCUGAUGGACUGUUACAGGAGUCUAAUGGUACCUGACUUUCAGAGGAAGCUUCGAGCCCAUGGGACAAGAAAGCACCUUCCUGGUGCCAUGCUUGUACAUACAGACAAGCAAGAAGUUCUUUCUCAUCAUUUUUAUUUGCCUAAUUUAAUCAGCUUAAUCCAGUUUAAUUUUUCUUACACUAGGUCGUUCAAUAUUCUUGGCUUGAAGAAAAAUGAAAACAGCUCUGAGGUGUCACGAUUUGUUCUUCUGGGCCUGUCAUCUUCCUGGGAGCUACAGUUAUUUCUCUUCUUCGCAUUCUUAUUGAUUUUUGCUGUUAUUAUCCUGGGAAACAUUUUGAUAGUGAUGGUGGUACAGGCCAAUGCUCAUCUGCUCCAGUCUCCCAUGUACUACUUCCUAAGUCACCUGUCUUUCAUUGAUCUAUGUCUGAGCUGUGUUGCUGUACCAAAAAUGCUAGGAGAUUUCCUACAGAAGGAGAAGACAAUAUCCUUUUCAGGAUGCCUGGCCCAGAUUUUCUUCCUUCACUUUCUGGGAGCCAGCGAGAUGUUUCUGCUGACUGUAAUGGCCUAUGAUAGGUAUGUUGCCAUAUGCAACCCUCUGCACUACCUAGCGGUCAUGAAUAACCACCUGCGUCUUCGGUUGGUGUUUGCCUGCUGGUGUGGAGGUUUUAUCCACUCUAUCACACAGCUCAUUAUUGUCAUCCAACUGCCUUUCUGUGGUCCCAGUGAACUGGACAACUUCUAUUGUGAUGUCCCUCAGGUCAUCAAGCUGGCCUGCAUGGACACUUACUUGGCUGAGGUGCUGAUGGUCUUUAACAGUGGCAUAUUGUCUCUUGCCUGCUUCUUGGUCCUGCUCUUCUCCUAUGCUCUCAUCCUACUCGCUCUGAGAACUCACCUCCAUCGGGGCCAGAGCAAGGCACUGUCCACCUGUGCCUCUCACCUGACAGUGGUCAGCUUGAUCUUUGUGCCCUGUGUAUUCAUCUACUUGAGGCCAUUUUGCACCUUCUCUGUGGAUAAAGUAGUCUCUGUGUUUUACACAGUGAUCACACCUAUGCUGAACCCUCUCAUCUACACGCUGAGAAAUACAGAUAUGAAACGAGCUCUAGAAAAGCUGAGAAGAAAGCAGGUGACAUCCCACUGCCUCAUUAAAGGAUCAGAGGUAUAA